Caenorhabditis bovis is the source of this 1284-nucleotide messenger RNA. NCBI's taxonomy places the organism in Eukaryota, Metazoa, Nematoda, Chromadorea, Rhabditida, Rhabditidae. The record is from the annotation of a GenBank genome assembly.
AUGAUUCUAAUAAUAUUGGCAGCCGGCGUUGCGAUCGUCGUUUAUCUCUACUUGACACAAGGUGGCGGUGGUGGUGGUGGUAGUGCACCAACCGAAGCUAAACCAAAAUCUGAAUCGAAACCGGCAACAUCGCUUCGAAAGGUCCCAUCAACAACCAAGAAACCUGUCGAAGCUCAAGCUCAAGCUCAAGCUUCAGCUCCGAAAUCCGAAGUCACUGCUCGUCCGCCAUCCGUCAGCACCGCAGUCGCACCUCCGGCGACUUCUCCAAAAGUCGGCAAGGACUCCGUCUAUCUCGCGCCAAAAGGCUACACUCCAACCGGUGGAGCUGGACCAGCUUCCGUCUCACUCGGCCCAACAGCCCCCGUAAAAUCACCGGGAGCCGCGACGUGCGGCGAAUCGGUUUAUCUCGCACCGAAACCAGCGGAUGGCGGACAACAGCCGGCCGCCGGCGGCCCAGCAUCUACCUAUUUAGCUCCUGUGGUGAAAACGGGCGACGUCGAGAAGUCAUCGAAAUCGAAAAAAACGAAAAAGACUAAGAAACACGGAAAGAAGAAGAGCAAGAGCAAAAAAACGAAAAAGACCAAGAAGAGUAAGAAAUCGGCUCAACCCGAAGGAGACGUCAAAACAGCCACUGGAGGUACUCCAGAGGAUGCUGAAAAGAAUGUGAAGACGGCCAACGAAAUGGUAGAUCAACCAGAAUCCGGCGUCAAAACCGCCAACGAAGCUGCUGAUCAGCCAGAGUCCGGCGUGAAGACCGCUAAUGAAGCUUCCGACGCUCCGGAAUCCGGCGUGAAGACGGCGAAUGAAGUGAAGUCGGACGCUCCCGAGUCGGGAGUCAAGACAGCCAAUGAGGUGCCACCAGAUCAGCCAGAAGCCGGCGUCAAAACCGCCAAUGAGGUAAAGUCUGACGCUCCGGAAGCCGGAGUUAAGACAGCCAACGAGGCUGCCGAUGCUCCAGAGCCCGACGUGAAGACGGCAAACGAAGCCGGCGAUCAGCCCGAGUCUGGUGUCAAAACAGCGAAUGAAGCGGGACCCGACAACGAUUCGGACGUAAAGACGGCGACAGAAGUGAGCGCCGCCGAGCAAGCCGCCGAAUCCUCGGUGAAGACCGCCAACGAGAUCGGACAAGAUAGACCAGAAUCCGGCGUCUCGACAGCAACAGAAAAGUCGGGAAAAAAGAAGAAGACGAAGACGAAGGAACAGCGCAGCAAGAAUCGCAAAGGCAAGAGCAAGAGCGGCGAGAAAUCGAAAGGAUCGGAAUCGAAUGACUCAGUGCCACAAUAA